Molecule: messenger RNA, 1747 nt
Organism: Penicillium pulvis
Lineage: Eukaryota; Fungi; Ascomycota; Eurotiomycetes; Eurotiales; Aspergillaceae
Product: putative C6 transcription factor RosA-like
Exons: 4
Coding region: 44-1747 (567 amino acids)
Biological process (GO): regulation of transcription by RNA polymerase II
Molecular function (GO): DNA-binding transcription factor activity, RNA polymerase II-specific; zinc ion binding
Source: RefSeq, a predicted model, not a curated record
CCUCUCAACUCAUAAUACUUCAACUCUACUUUGAAUCUUCAACAUGGCCGGCCCAGGUGGUGGUCCCCCGCGCAAGAGCCACACCAAGUCCCGCAACGGAUGUAAGACUUGCAAGCGGAGACACAUCCGCUGCGACGAGACCUUCCCACAAUGUCGCAAUUGCACAAAACACAACUGUCGCUGUGACUACCAAGACAUGGCUACAACACAAAGCAGUCCCCCUUCACGGCGGGGUCCCGAUCUGCUCAUGUCACCCGAAAUCGAAAUGGAGAUUGAGAACUGGCACCGAACGGGCGUCCCUCCAUAUCCAGAACUAGUUCAAUGUCCUCGCGCUGGAUGGUCUCAUCUUUCGCGCGCGGAUUUGCGUUUAGUGCACCAUAUUAUCGGGCUUUCGAUCGAUUUGCAUCGCCGCGGUUUGAGUAACUGCACUGUGUGGGCGCAAAAGAUGCCCAACUUUCUUGCCAUUGCAUUAUCCAAUGAAUUUGUGAUGAGCUCGAUUCUGGGCUUGUCGGCAUUUCACCUUGCCUUCUUGACUCGAGAUCAGGAAACUAAGCAGUUGGCUUAUCACCACAAGGUCACCGCUCUCCGGGGCUUGCAGACAGCCAUCGGCUCAUUCUCCAAGGAUAACUGUGAGGCUGUUCUUGCAGCUUCGAUUCUGCUUUCGUGGCAAGCAAGUGAACGCCAAAUGUGGAUGUCAUUACAACAAGGCAUCUCAACAGUCCUCGAAUCGAUGCAUCCAUUCUGGAAACAGGAAUCCGAACUAGCUCAAUUCGUCGAAAACCAGCGCGCCUUGAGCGCAUCCGAUUUCCCAAUCUCUUUCGACGAAGAUCUUAACCAACUAGAUCAAACCGUUCACGCCCUCCAGGUCUCCCAGAAGCGAGUAUCCCACAACCCCGAGCACGCCCAGCGCCUAGCCGAGCUCAUCGAAUUCGUGCAACAAUUCCGAAAUGACUACCCUACCCAAACAUCCGAGCAGGCAUUCGAGCGCAUCCAGGUUCUCCGACGCUGGCUAUUUUGGCUCCCUGCCUCGAUGCUCCGAGGCGGCGACUCCGAUUUCAGCGCUCUAGCCAUCCUCUCCCAAUUCUUCGCUGUCGGCGUCGCCUUGGACCGAUUCUAUCCCGAAAUGGGCGGCGCAUACCUAGGCGGAUUGUCCAUCGGUCCUAUCGAAGAAACAUAUCGUAUUUUAGCCGCGAACAGUGCAACGGAUCCAUACAGCGCAGAUUUACGCCUUGCAAUGGCGCUAAUGGACCUUCCACGAAGAAUCGUCGCAAGAUACCGUACCCGUUUGGCCUGGUCUCCUCGUCCCUCUGUUGAGCACUACUCUCCCGGCCCUUCGAGUCCAUACCACGGUAUGCAGGAGUACCCCGUCGCCUCAUCCUCUUCACCUGCCUCCGCCUCUCCCUCCUACGUCGCAUAUACACCACCUCUCCAAUCUCCUCCCGCUGUCACUGUUGCGGGCUCUCCGUUCCAUCUUGCGGAUGGCUAUGUCACAGCCGCACCUUCGCAUACUCUUUACCCACCUUCUCCACAACUUCUCGAUGCGCACGACCCGCAGCUGGGGCUGUCUGACAUACGCCACACAAACGCUCUACAGAAUCCGGCAUUUACGCCUCUAUACGGCGCGGAUGCUCUUUGCGCUGAUAUGCCUCAUCAGAAUGGCUCGCUCGGUCUCAACGUGGAUCUGUACCAACAAGCACACCACUUCGAGAUGCCGAAUAUGGUCACUUCUGAGACUUGCUGGACAUAA